AUGUGCAUUUCUAGCGAGUUCUUUGCGUGGACAGCUCUCUUCAUAACAGUGACCAUUGCUAUCAUCGGAGGAAAUAUCAUCACCAUUAUUGUCUUCUGGAAAUUGAGAUCCGUUCUAAAAAGAACUUAUUACCUUUUGAUAAACCUUGCGAUCGCCGAUUUAAUUGUUGGUUUUGGAGGGGCUGUAUUCACAAGUACGAGCAUUUUGAAGCUUAACAGUACAGAAGAAAGUCCAGCGUCUACAAUUGCUAGGUUCUUACGAAUGGAUGUUUUCUCUGGUACCGCGUCUUUGACGACUUUGUUAUUUAUCGCCGGAGAAAGAUUUUUGGCAAUUGCUUUCCCUUUUCUUCACAAGGUAAUCACAACACGUUUCUACAUGAAGUGCAUCGCUGUGGUGUGGAUUACUUCUUUUCUUAUGACCGGAAUCAUUUUCUCGUCAGGCAUAUUUCCUACUUCUUUUUGCCGCACCAUUUCCCGAGGAAUCCUCGGUUACUUUACGAUCGUCUGCUUGAUCGCCAUAAGCGCUUUAUACACCGCGAUAUGGGUGGUCUUCAGAAAGGUGAAUGUUCGAAUACCUCGAAAUAGACGAGAUCAGAACAAGAGACUUGCUAAAACCUUGGCUAUUGUGACACUUACAUCUCUCAUUGGUUGGAUUCCCCUUUCAGUACACACCGUCACUCCUUUCUCUAAAAUAGAUGGAAACUGCUUCUUAUCCGGACCACGUAUCAUUGCACCUUUCCUUCAAAUGGCAAACUCUGUUAUCAAUCCAUUAGUGUAUUGUUAUCGCAUGUCUGAAUUUCGCGCAGUUCUUAAACAAAACUUUCCAACGUGCAGAAACUCCAUCGGAAGAUUCCGAGGCAGCUAUGAAUGUACCUAA
Pocillopora verrucosa is the source of this 876-nucleotide messenger RNA. The record is from RefSeq and is a predicted model, not a curated record. Lineage: Eukaryota; Metazoa; Cnidaria; Anthozoa; Scleractinia; Pocilloporidae.